Messenger RNA from Panicum hallii, 1137 nucleotides. RefSeq lists its product as uncharacterized. Gene Ontology annotation, biological process: regulation of DNA-templated transcription. Gene Ontology annotation, molecular function: DNA binding. Lineage: Eukaryota; Viridiplantae; Streptophyta; Magnoliopsida; Poales; Poaceae. Bases 1 to 1116 code for a protein of 371 amino acids. The record is from RefSeq and is a predicted model, not a curated record. The transcript has a single exon.
AUGCAGCAGGCCGCGUCGUCGUCCGCGCCGUCCGCCGGCUUCCGCGAGGAGGUGACCGACGACGGCUGGGUUCUCCUCGGCGCCGGCGGCAGCAGCGACACGGCGGCCGGGGGCAGGCCGCUGAGGCCACCGCGGCGCGGCGGGAACAGGCCUCCAGCAGUCGGCCAGCCGCCGUUCGACUUCGACCCCGCCACGGACGACCUCGUCGGACGGUACCUGCCCGCGCGCCGCGCGCUGCGGUGCGGCGACCUGCCGCCGCAGAUCCACGACGCCGACGUCUACGGCGCGCACCCGGCGUUCCUCGCCAAGGUGCACCCGCCCGCCAACUGCGCCCGGCCCGAGUGGCUCUUCUUCGUCUGCCGCGGGCGGGGCCUCGGCGGCAAGCGGAGGGCCGGGCCCGGGGCGUACCGCCUCACCGGCGAGGCGAAGCCCAGCGGCGGGUGGUACUGCCACAGCUUCCGCUACUACGAGGACUCCGCGGAGGCCAGCGACGCGAGGGAGACCGAGUGGCGCAUGGAGGAGUACGGCGACCGCUGCCCCGGCGGCGCUGGGGCGCUCGACGUGGUCGUGUGCAAGGUGUACCCGGCGCGCGGCGGGGCGCUCGACAGGAGGCUCCGCCUCGACGGCGCGGCGCGGCGCGCGGGCGCCGACGUGAGGCCACAGGUGCUCACGCAGCUCUACCUUGCCAGCCUCAGCGCCGGGGACCCGCUUCGGUGCCGCAUGCACCGCGCCGCCGACAUGUGCGCAGCGCACCCCGCGGUGCUCACGGCCGUGCUGCCGCCGGCCAACGACCAGUUCGAGUGGUUCUUCGUGGUGCGGCGGCCGCGGACCGAGGACCACGGUGACGAUGAUGGCACAGCGCGCCCGCGGAGGGCAGGGCCUGGGCAGUACGUGCCGGCGGCGCGCUACUGGGACGUAAAGGACGGCGAAGGCCGGGAACUGGGCUACUGGCGCCUGUUCCGGUACCGGGAGGACGACGAGCAGGUGCGGCGAACGUCGCGGACCGUGUGGUCCAUGGAAGAAUACGGGUUCGGGCCGGACUUCCCGUACGGCGAGCACGGCGGCGACGAGGAGCUGGUCGUGUACAAGGUGUACCUGAGAAUGGCCAGGCAAUAGGACGCUUGAUUCGUGCUGGCG